AUGUUGCCGCACAGAAGUAUUGCACUGGAUCUUCACGAUGACAGUAAAAGUGCAGAAAGUGAUAGCGGCAGCGUUUUAAACAUCGACAAUGAGAAUAAUGCGAAUGAACUAGGCGAGGGCGCAGCCAAUCAAACAGCGGCAGAAGAAGGUGAAGCUGAAUUGCUCCGACGAUUUGGGCCGGUUCAUCCGAAUUCUGACGAAAUUGAUAUACGGUUGAAGAAUAUCGACCGCCUUUGCUCAUUUUUGUUUGAAAACGUUUCAGAACCACUUUACCGUCUAAACGAUGAACCGAUGGAUAUGGUACUUAGAGCACUUAGAACCACGCAAAAUGCAAUAUCAAAUUUGAGUAGUAUGUUGGUGCAAAUCAAAGAAGGCGAUCCAGAUGUGCUGCAAAAAUUCCAACGACGAGGGCCGAGCACGAGAUUCGUGCAGUGGAUGCCAUCCUGGGCAAAUUCUUCGGCUCGAGUGCAGAACAAUCCGGCCGCUAAUCGAACACAGCAACGACGUGGCGUAUACGGCGCGGAUGAUUAUGAUGAAGAUACGGUGUAUUACAGACAUGUACCAUCAGUGCACAGUAAUGAUGAGUACGAAGGCGUUUUCGUUGUUGAUGAGGAUCAGGUUGAGGGCGAAGUUAGCACGGCUGGUGACGAUUACUAUGAAAAUUAUCCGGCUCACAUGUAA
Gongylonema pulchrum is the source of this 681-nucleotide messenger RNA. Lineage: Eukaryota; Metazoa; Nematoda; Chromadorea; Rhabditida; Gongylonematidae. The record is from the annotation of a GenBank genome assembly.